GGAGACAGCCAAGCAGAAAAGGCUUCUCCUGACGACAAAUCCCCCCAAACUUCACGCUCGCCUAAGCAGGCCUCCAAAGAAGGUCGUGACGCCGAUCAAAAGGCGGAGCAGGAGGAGGCGGAAGAAGACGAAGAGGACGAGGAGGAGGAAUCGGGUGACGAGAACGACCUUGCCAAGUAUGACAUUUGGGGCGAAGACAGUCAGGAUGCAGCUGACGAGGAGGGUGCCGCUGCCACCACCACCAAGGACGACAAGGCGAAGGCAUCCAAGAAGGGCAAGAAAGUAGACGCUGACGCCACUUCAUCCUCAUCGUCCUCCGAGGACGAAGCUGACGGAAAGAAAUCGAAGAAUGGCCAAUCCUCGUCUUCAUCCUCCUCUUCUUCAUCAUCAUCAUCAGAUUCUUCAUCUUCGUCUCUAGAACCGGGGAAGAAGAAGAAGAAAGUUUGA
This is a messenger RNA of Dibothriocephalus latus, 447 nucleotides long. Lineage: Eukaryota; Metazoa; Platyhelminthes; Cestoda; Diphyllobothriidea; Diphyllobothriidae. The record is from the annotation of a GenBank genome assembly.